Gongylonema pulchrum is the source of this 1067-nucleotide messenger RNA. The record is from the annotation of a GenBank genome assembly. NCBI's taxonomy places the organism in Eukaryota, Metazoa, Nematoda, Chromadorea, Rhabditida, Gongylonematidae.
UGUUUCAGCAUAAGCCGGCGAACGUGAACUUGUUGGAAGCUGUAUUGUAUCGUCUCCAGUUCAUUCGCCUCAUGCUCCUUUCACUCAGUUUAUUAGCUGUUUCGCCAGCGGGUGACGAGGGACCCUCUGCGGCAAUUGAUUUCAGGCCAAGUUUGGAUGAAUGCGCGGUGCAUAUAAAAUUUGCUCACCUGCUACUGCAUAAAAUAAGAUCGACAGUGCAUCUAGGCUUACAACCACCGAACAGCCGCGAUGACGAAGAUUAUGGCUGGCUACCAUCAUUCGAACCUGAUGUCAAUCGGAGGCAGUUGCCGGCAACAUUUCCGCGUAAAACGAAAAUGAAGAGUCGUUUAGAAGGGAUCGAGUGUUUUGAAAAACUCUGUUUGAAAAUCCUAUCAAUCACCACUGAAAUGCCUUCAAAACUAACAAAUAUCGAGGAUAUCAUCGAUUUUUUGCGCACGUACAGUUUGACGGAUAGCUGUGUGUUGUCGCGGUCGCUGUUGCAGUUGGUUCUUUUUCCCAGGGACGAUCGCCUUAUGGGUCGCACCCCGUUAUCAUCUGUUAUUAUUGAAUCUAUUCGUCUUUUUGCGGCACCUGCUAUCCUCGAUCCGACCAGUACCGCUUUAACGGAUGAACAGUGUCGUACUUGCUGGAAUGAAUUUGUGAAUGAUUCCGUGAAAGUUUUCCUCAGCGUAAUUCAGAUGUUUGGACAGAAUCUAGCAAGGCAACGUGAAAAAAUUAUUAAUUGCAUCGAGGAUUUUUCGGCGCUACACACUGAGGAGUCAUCAGCAAGCCUCUCUUUAACCUCAUUCGUCCUGUUGCAUACAUUGUCGCUCAUCAGAUAUCAUUUUUAUCUGUCAUUCUACUUGGAUCUUUUUGCUCCAUUUGAGUAUCCAUACGUUUAUUGGUAUUUGGGUGGAGUGGUGCUAAAGUGGCUUGUCAAUACGUUCGAUCGUUCCGUCACGCUCAUCGCUGCCGGCGAAAAAAGAAGUAUAGCUUUCAAAACUUUUCAUUUUUCUACCGCACUUUUUUAUUUCCUUUAUUCCUUGACAGUAACAAGCACAAAGUAG